Messenger RNA from Lepus europaeus (European hare), 3015 nucleotides. RefSeq names its product POM121 transmembrane nucleoporin like 2 (gene POM121L2). Gene Ontology annotation, cellular component: nuclear pore. Gene Ontology annotation, biological process: protein import into nucleus; RNA export from nucleus. The coding region runs from base 1 to 3015 and encodes 1004 amino acids. The record is from RefSeq and is a predicted model, not a curated record. The transcript has a single exon. NCBI's taxonomy places the organism in Eukaryota, Metazoa, Chordata, Mammalia, Lagomorpha, Leporidae. Gene Ontology annotation, molecular function: structural constituent of nuclear pore.
AUGGGCAGUUUCCUGGGCAAGACCGACCCCUCGCCGCCGUCCUCCGCCCAGGUGCGCACUGACUUGCCCACCGGGCGGACAAACCGCCGAGCGUCUCCGCCUCUCUACCAGAUGCAUCGGGUUCAGCACGUCCACUGCGUCCACUCCAGGCCUCAGCACAGGCCUGCCAGGCGGCUGCCACGCUGGGACCCGGCCCACCCUCCGGCACGCAGAGUCAACGAGGCCUGGAGGCGCUUCCCCAUGAGGCGGACCCAGAACUCCAUCAUGCGGCCUCUGCCCUCCGACUGGUGGGAAAGCUAUUGCAAGCGGACUAUCUGGUCACUUCGGCACCCCAGGCCGGUAUGCAGCCCGGUGACCGUCAAGAUCUCGCCUCCCGAGCGGAGGGCCGCCGCGUCCCUUUCGCCGGCAAACGUCAUCAACUCUGCAGGGCCCCUGGCUUCGGAGCAGCUCCCGGACCCCUGUGCAAAGGAGACGGUCCUGCGGGCCCUCAGGGAGUGCGGGAAGGGAAAGAAGAGGGAGCAGCCGCCGUUCCCUGAGGCCCUGCGCCGCAGGAGCGCUCCGGGGGCCAGGCCCUCGGCGUUUAAGCCCCUGGUGAAAACCGGAGCUCCCCCUCGCUUUGUGCCCAGGCGGGGGCCUCUUAAGAGAAGCCGGAACUCCUGGGGCUCUGAUCCCGACCUGAACAGGAGGCCCAGUUGGUCUUCUUGGAGCUCUGGGACCAGCACACACACAGGCCCUCCCAGCUCGAAAAGAAACCCCAUCAGCAGCAGCUACAGCUCUUCUAGAUACUUCUCCGAGCCAUGGAGGAGAAGCAUCCUCAGGGCAUCGCUUCAGAGCCCGGAGUGGCCAAUCAAAAAGCAGGAGAGUGGUGGACAGCCUCACUCUCCAGUCCCCCCGGACACGGGCAGUGAGUCAUCUGAAGCCUGUGUUCCCUCUGGGUCGCCCCUGCUCCUCCCCACGCCUGCAGACUGGCUCCCAGUGUCCCCAGCUCCCUGGAGUGGUGACGGCGUUACAGAGGAGGACCUGGCCUUGGGAAGGAAGGCUGGGCUGCCGGGGAGCAACAGGACCAGAAAGGACACAACUGAGGCCCCUGCAGACAAGGUCCCUGGGGGGAGGCCUGCUGUCCCCCAGCCUUCUUCAGUGGUAGCUGCAGCCCAGGGCCCAAAUCUCCUGCUAGAAAGCGUACAGGCAAUGCGGAAGUCCCCGAGACCACGGGGCUCCCCACGGGCCACUGGAGAGGCCAUCAGUGCUGCCCCUUCCCCUCCCGCCCCUGCGGGAUGCUCGCAGCCGCAGCCCCUCCCAGGCCCCUGCUCACAGUCCAGGUCCAGAGCUGCUUUCAUCUCACCAGCCCCCACUGGCACCACGUCCCCAGUCACCGGCACCGUCCCUCAGGCCGACAGGGCUGAUGUCAGCCCAGUAGCACUGCCCACCCAAAGUGCGCAGUCUGCACUGAAGGGCAGCCCAACCCCCCACCCUCCUGAACCUGCACCGUCUGCUCACACGGUGCUAAAACCCAGGCUGGAGCCCCAAAUCGAUAUGGGCAAAGGAGACUCCAUCUACCCCAGCACCUCAGCUCCUGCAGAGGUCUUUCCAAGCCCUUUCCUCUGCACGGCUCCAGGCACCACAACGCCCACCUUCAAGCCCAUCUUCCGGGGUGCCGUAGCACCACUUACAACCCUGCCGGUGCCGGCUCUCCUCCCCACUAAGCAGCCCUCAGCUCCGUUCCCCCCAGCUUCCACCCACCUCUUCCACAGCCUGGUCAAAGCCACGUCUGUGGUCAUGUCCACCAGCCUCACCAGCACAACCGCAGACUCCACCUUGAAGCCCGCUUUGAGCUUGGGGGUCGUGAGUAUGGCCAGUGCCGUGGGCAACACUUGUUCUGUGCCUUCCACUUGGCACACUUUCCUCCUGGGGGCCACCCAGGCUUUGAGAGCCGGUUUCUUGCCAGGCACAGGCUUGUUCCUCCCACCGCCCCAGCGUCCUACCAUCCCCCCUGUCCACACGGUCACCAUCUUCAGCCAAGUUCUUCCCAGUGCUGUCCAGAUAGCUUCCAGCGGCAGCAGCAGCAAUGCUAUUUUUUCUGUCUCUGGCAGCCCCCCGUCUGCCUCAGCCCUGGUGCCCACACUAUCUCCCAGCAGCUCCAGCCUGACCCCCGUGUCCAUGAGUCCUAUGGGGUCAAGCCCAAGGCCACCUUUCCCACCAUCUCCAGGAGCCACUCACUUGCCCGCCACAAAUGGGCAGAAGAAGCAAGGCCACUCCCAGCCAGUUGUUCCCACAAGCUUCAGCAGCUCUUCCCUUUCUGGGAACUCACAAGUGACUUCCCCAACCCCAGUGCCAGCUCCCGCUUGGCCAAAUCUGGGUGACACCACACAGCCAGGCUUUGGGGAUCAGACGUCCUCAGCUUCUACCUUCUACCCCGCUGCCAGCUUCAAGCCAGACCUUAGCAGCGGCUUUCCCUUCAGUCAAACCAGCACCCCUAGCUUUGGAGCUGUGACCCAGAAACGCUGGAGUGGGGCUUGUGGCCCAGUGUUUGGCAGCAAAGCCCCACGGCCCUUUGCCUUUGGGGGAGUGGUGACCCCUAUGGACUGUGGGGAGCCUGAGGGGCUCAGCCCCACUGUCCCGGACGCGAGCUCCACACAUGGAGCUUUUGGCACUGGAGCAGUGCCACCCCGGGCUGCUGGCCCUGGGACCCCUUUUGGGGAAAGCUGGAGGCAGAACGCUCAGGGCCUGUCUGGCCAGAGUACCCCUUUUGCCUUGGGGAGGAGCAGCCUUUCUGCCAGAAGCACUACAUUUGGGAUGGCCUCGAUGAGCCCCUUUGCUCAGAGCACGUCUAUCUUCGGGCAAGCAAAGGCGGGCAGCGGUUUUGGUUUCGGGCUGCUCUCCCCCACUGCCCAAGACACUGUGGGGCGAGGACCUUUCAGGUCAGCACUGCCUUCAUUUUCCAUUGGUGUGAAGCCCAAAACCCCAAAGAAGUGGGAGCAAGGGCACUCCCGGAGGCAUCGUGCCCACAGGAAAUAG